CACCUGUAGCAUCAGGGUCAGAGCGUAGUAGGAAUUUUCACGAGAAUUCUUCAAGUAAACGGCAAACCUUCAGACUCAUCCAUGGCAUCCAUCACCACAGUGCGGAGCUAUUCGUCGGGCCGCCAGCCGUCUUUCUCCAGCCUUUCACUCCGAGACAUGCGGCAGAGUGUCUUGAAGGCUCCAGCCAUGAUAUCUUCAGUUAGCGCCCGCUCUGUCAGCUCUGGCCUUGAUCUCGGGGGCCCAGCAAGCCUUUCCUUCAAUAACCUGCAGGGUGUUUCCAACGAAAAGGAGACAAUGCAGGGUCUCAAUAGCCGCCUAGCCAGCUACUUGGAAAAGGUGCGCUCCCUGGAGAAGUCCAAUGCUGACCUGGAGGUGAAGAUCAGGCAGCUGAUGAUGGAGAGAGCACCAAAGGGAUACGAUGUAGAAGCCAUGCUGGCCAAAGCUCAAGCCAUCCAACAGGAGGUGAGGAAGAAAACAUUGGAGAAUGCCCGCAUUAUGCUGGAGAUUGACAAUGCCAAGCUGGCUGCCGACGACUUCAGACUCAAGUGGGAAGCAGAGGUGGCACUGAGCCAGUCAGUGGAGGGGGACUGCGUGGCCCUGAGGAAAGCUAAGGUAGACCACGACCAGAUCAUUGCUACCCUGCGUGCAGAUCUCAAGAGCCUGCAGGAUGAGCUGUACUACUUGAAGAAGAACCACGAGGAGGAAUUGGCCAGUCUAAGGGCUCAGCAGGCCAAAGACCAGGUCAAUGUGGAGGUUGAUGCCACUCAAGGUCCUGACUUGGCAGCUAUACUAGCUGACCUGAGGUCACAGUACGAGGGCAUUGUCCAGAAGAACAAGGAUGACCUAGAUGUGUGGUACAAGAAGAAGCUGGAAACGGUGCAGUCAGAGGUACAGGAGAGCAAUGAGGCUCUGCGCAAUGCUCAGAGCGAGCUCAGCGACAGAAGACGCUUCCUGCAGACCCUAGAGGUGGAGCUGGACAGCCUGCGGAAACAGGUGGGUGCGCUAGAGGGUAACCUAGGUGAAGUGAACCAAAAGUAUGCCCUAGAAAUGGAGCAGCUGCAGAUGACCCUGUCCCAGCUGGAGGAGACCCUGUCCCAGCUGCGUCUUGACAUGCAGCGCAACAAGACCGAAUACGAGCAGCUGCUCCGCAUUAAGCAGAACCUGGAGAUGGAAAUCGCUACCUACAGACGUCUGCUGGAGGGAGAGGAAACGGUUAAGGAAGUCCCCAAGAAGGAACCAGAUGUCAGGACCAGGAAGAUUGUCAAAGUGGUUACCCAAACUAUGGUCAAUGGCAAGGUGGUAGAUGAGUCCAGCGAGGUUGAGCACUUUGAAGAAAUUAAGAAAUAAAUUGCCACCUCACAUGAUCUACUUUGUUCCCAAACUUCUGCUCAAACGAUACAUUUCUUCAUAGCUUCCGAGGCACAUCUGAAUGCGGCAGUAUAUACAACAUUCUGCACAGACACUGGUCUUAACCUCAUCUUAACGUGUUUGUCCUUGCAUUGCUGUAUGAUCUGUAAAGAGUUUUAUGUUCUGUUUUAAUAUUUAUUUUACUUUCAGAGAGAAAAGAAUUUCCAUUUCCCAACUAUUUCCCUUUUUGCAUCAAUCGGCUGUUAUAAACACUAACAUAAAUGAAUUGUAAUAAAAAAAAAUCCCAGUCUUCUAAUGGCUUCUGUAUUUGCUAGCUGUGUAUAAUGUAAGUUUUACAAACAAGCUUGUUCUUGUUCUCAUAUUUUUAGGGCAAAUUUUCCGAGUUAAUAUUUACACAAGUACCUCAAGCUGUAUUUUUUCUAUAAAUAAACACGAGAGUCCCUCGCAGGAUUUGAACCUGUAACCUUCUGUCUCUGUCUCCACCCAUAAGCAUUUGCUAUAGUUUUCCUCCCAGUUUGAAAUAUGUCCAGUGCAUUCUCUGGUAACGUGGAAAGAUGCGUAGGAGACGGGUGGGGAGACAUGUCCCCUCCAGUGAGGCAGGUCAUUCUGUAUCUAAACUACUGUGCAAAUGUGAAAUGAUCAGACAAGCCUGAUGUUGUUCCUCUAGUGUUUGUGAAUAACUCUAUUUAGUACUACUACUGAUAAAUUUUGUUCCACCCCAAUGCCUGACAAAUUGUUACACCGCAGUAGUCCAGGAAAAACUUAUUCUGUGCCAGAAUCUGCAUUUUAAAAAUGUUUUUGUGUUUGCUGUAUAGCCAAAUAUUGCACAACAGAGAGUCCCAAUUACUGGCUAUUCAGCUGUCAGGCUGUGGCAUUAAAGAGAUUAAAGAGAUUAA
Molecule: messenger RNA, 2264 nt
Organism: Scleropages formosus (Asian bonytongue)
Lineage: Eukaryota; Metazoa; Chordata; Actinopteri; Osteoglossiformes; Osteoglossidae
Product: keratin, type I cytoskeletal 18
Exons: 9
Coding region: 82-1347 (421 amino acids)
Cellular component (GO): cytoskeleton
Molecular function (GO): structural molecule activity
Source: RefSeq, a predicted model, not a curated record